CGGUGAGGUCAUGUUUUCGAAACCACCGACAGAAUAAGCGCUAUUAAUAAACGAUAGAGCCUUGACCACAUGCUUUCUGAAGGGUCUUGCAAUUAAAUUGGCAUUUAGGAUACAGGGAGCGUUGCUGAUAUUUCAAUCGCAGCAGGUUCAUUAAAUUCUGCCUCAUUUGGAUGCUCAGUUAUCAACUUCACCAUGAACAAAAAUAAGCGUGAAAAGGAAUUCUACAGUGUAGAUGUUGGUGAUUCAACAUUCACAGUGUUGAAGCGGUAUCAGAAUCUAAGACCCAUUGGCUCAGGUGCUCAGGGAAUAGUCUGCUCUGCAUAUGACCACAGCCUUGAACGAAAUGUGGCUAUAAAGAAACUCAGCCGUCCUUUUCAGAAUCAAACUCAUGCCAAGCGUGCAUACAGAGAGCUGGUGCUCAUGAAGUGUGUCAACCAUAAAAAUAUCAUUGGCCUCUUAAAUGUUUUUACACCCCAAAAAACAUUAGAAGAAUUCCAAGAUGUUUACCUAGUAAUGGAGCUGAUGGAUGCCAACCUCUGCCAAGUCAUUCAGAUGGAGCUGGACCACGAGCGGCUGUCCUAUCUGCUGUAUCAGAUGCUGUGCGGAAUAAAACACCUCCACUCGGCAGGAAUCAUCCACAGGGAUCUGAAGCCUAGCAACAUUGUAGUGAAGUCAGACUGCACCCUGAAGAUCUUGGAUUUUGGUCUGGCGAGGACAGCCGCCAUGGGUUUGCUGAUGACACCAUAUGUGGUGACUCGUUACUACAGAGCCCCUGAAGUCAUCCUUGGAAUGGGAUAUCAAGCAAAUGUGGACAUUUGGUCUGUGGGCUGCAUUUUGGCAGAAAUGGUCCGUCACAAAAUCCUUUUUCCGGGGAGGGACUAUAUUGAUCAGUGGAACAAAGUAAUAGAGCAGCUCGGAACACCAUCCCAAGAGUUCCUGAUGAAACUCAACCAGUCUGUGAGGACCUAUGUUGAGAACAGACCACGCUAUACUGGAUACAGCUUUGAGAAGCUGUUCCCAGACGUCCUGUUCCCUGCUGAUUCUGAACAUAACAAACUGAAAGCAAGCCAGGCACGGGAUUUGCUGUCUAAAAUGCUGGUGAUAGAUGCAUCCAAACGAAUCUCUGUGGAUGUAGCUCUGCAGCACCCCUACAUAAAUGUGUGGUAUGACCCAGCUGAAGUGGAAGCGCCAUCUCCCCUGAUCACAGACAAACAGCUUGAUGAGAGAGAACACACGGUGGAGGAGUGGAAAGAUUUGAUUUAUAAAGAAGUGCUGGACUGGGAGGAGCGGAUGAAGAACGGUGUGAUCCGAGGUCAGCCAUCACCUCUGGGUGCUGCAGUGAUCAAUGGUUCAUCCCAGCCCUCCUCAUCCUCCUCUAUCAAUGACGUUUCCUCCAUGUCCACAGAGCCCACUGUGGCCUCAGACACAGACAGCAGCUUGGAGGCCUCUGCGGGACCGCUGAGCUGCUGCAGAUGACUAUCACCUUCCUCUGAAGUUUCUCUCUGUGUGGCAUGGUAUCAGAUUUAGGCCAGUCUAAUUCUUUAUUUCGGGUCGAGUAGGGCUUUUUUUUAGUUCUGCUCUAGAUGCUGUAAAUUAUUACACAGUUUAAUCUUUUUAGCGACAUUUUCAAUGCAAAGCCCUAACAGGCUUAACCAGUGAUAGUGAGAUAUUCGAAGCUUCUUAACAAAUCUCUUCUUUUUAUAAGCUACCACUAGAGUAUUUUGUCAUGUUGUCGUAAAGUGAUUUCGGAAGGUAAUCUGUAAAGAUCGAAUUGUGAAUAUAUUUUCUCAAAUUAAUUUAUUUUCCAUUUUUGAGUGUUUUUUUUUUCCCUGGUCAUAUCAGGACAUGGAAAUCCUUAGAAACUAUUAGAAGACUAUUAUAGUAUUUUCAAAUGGACAUAACCCUGUUGCACAAAUUGAUAUCAGCAUAGUAGAGUUACAGUAGUGGCCAUAAAUACUAGCACUCUUGAUGAAUUUGAGCAAAGAAGGCUGUGAAAAAAAAAAUCUGCAUUGCUUAUCCUGAUCUUUCAUUCAAAAUAUUCACAAAAAUCUUUGUGAAUCUAAGUAAGACCAUUGAAACAGGGGAAAUAUAUUUUGUAAUAUAUUUCAUUACAUUAUUACAUUCCAUCAAUACAUUAUUAAAUAAAUAUUUUUCUCCAAAACCCAUUGGCCAUAAUUAUUGGCACCCUUUUAUUCAAUACUUUUUGCAACCUCCCUUUGCCAAGAAAACUGCGUCUUCUCUUAUAAUGCCUAAUGAGGUUGGAGAACACAUGGCAAGGGAUCUGAGACCAUUCCUCCAUACAGAAUCUCUACAGAGCCUUCAAAUUCAGAGGUUGGUGGACUCUCCUUUCAGUUCACCCCACAAAUGUUCUAUGGGGUUCAGGUCAGGGGACUGGGAUGGCCAUGACAGAACCUUGAUUUUGUGGUCAGGGAACCAUUUUUGUGUUGAUUGUGAUGUUUGUUUUGGAUAAUUGUCCUGCUGGAAGAUCCAACCAGGGCUCAUUGUAAGCUUUCUGGCAAAGGCAGCCAGCUUUAAAAAAAUGUAUCUGUUGGUAUUUGAUGGAGUCCAGGAUGCCAUGUAUCCGAACAAGAUGUCCAGUACCUCUGGCAGAAAAACAGCCCCACAACAUUAAUGAUCCUGCACCAAAUUUAACCGUUGGCAUUGGGUAAUUCAUCUCUAAUUCCACUCUCCCCUGAUGAUGGAAUUAGGCAUUUUCAAUACUUUGUCUAUUUUCUUAUAGCCACUUCCCAUUUUGUAAAGCUCAACAACCUUUUGUAUAGUGACGGAGACACUAUACAUAAAAAGGCACUGUCCUUCGGAAAAGACGUUAAACAGAGGUCCUGACUCUCUGUGGUCAUUAAAAACCCUGGUGUCCUGGCCAAAUUCCCCCCAUUGGCCCUUAUCAAUCAUGAACUCCCAAUAAUCGGCUCAAUAAUUCUACUCUCUCCUCUCCACCAACAACUGGUCUUUGGUGAGCAUACUGGCGCACUAUGGCUGCUGUCGCAUCAUCCAGGUUGAUGUUGCACACCGGAAGUGUUUGAGGAGAGUCCCCUGUUCACUUUGUAAAGUGCUUUGAGUGUAGUGUCAGCAACAAAAGCACUAUAUCAAUUUAACGAUCAUUCAUUCAUUCAUUAAUUCAUAUACCCCUGUAAAACAGGAAGUCAUGGCUGAACAAUUUCAUGUUCCUAGUCACCCAGGUGCACUAAAAAAUUUAAAAUAUGAAUGGGAAUAUACUUAGAAUUUCUAGGAGUGCAUAUAAUUGUGGCCAUUGUGUUUUGGAGAAAACAUAUUUAUUUAAUAAUGAUAUAUUUCCUCUCUUUCAAUUGUUUUAUUUCAAUUAAAUGUUAGAUUUUUGUGAUUUUAUGAAAGAUCAAGAGGAAAAACUAUACAGAUUUUUCUUUGCUCAUAUUUACCAAGGGUGCCAAUAUUUUUGGCCACAACUGUAUUUAAGUACAUUGUUGCAUAACUUGCCAAAGUUUUUUCCUGGUCAUGUUUUCCAUAUUUGUGAGCAACACAUUUUAUUUACAUUUUGCACACUUUCAUUUCAAUACUAUCGCUCAUGACAUCAAAAAUAUUUUUAUAUGUAUAAUUUAUUUAUUUUGUCAGUCUGUAUUUCUUUUUUUCAUGAAUAUUUUUGCCGAUUUUGUUAAUUUCUUAGUUGACUGUGAAAUGUGACGUUCUUGUGUGUAUGAUUCUGACGUACCUUGGUUGAAUUGUUCUAGAUCAGGGGUGUCAAAAUUGGUUCCUGGAGGGCCAGACCAGCAGUGUUUAGCUCUAAGUCUAAUUUAACCCACCUGAAGCAGCUAAUCAAGGUCUUCAGGAGUGUUUGAAGAUUACAGGGAGGCAUUUUGGAGCAGGGCUGGAACAAUACCCUGCAGGGCUGCAGCCCUCCAGGAACUGAGUUUGACACCCCUGUUCUAGAUUAUCUUGGAUUUCAGCACCUUUAUUUUUUAUUUGUGUUUUACCCAUACAAAAUAUCUAAUGGAACAAACAUUGAGCAAUGUCUUUCUCUUUUAUAUUCAGUCCAAUUUGUAAUAUGAGCAAGUUAGUUUUGUGAAUUUUGGAUCAUCGAUUCUUGAAGCUGGUGGAUCAAAUUUGUAUUAUUUAUUUUUUUUACACCAAGUGAUGGAACACAGACAAAAGUGUCUGCAUUGGUACAUUUCUAGCAUAUUCUAUUAGUGUCAUUAAGCUACUUAAUAAUUUAUUUUUGUACAACAGUGAAAUUAAUUUAUAAUUUAUUCCCACAUAGUUUGACUUUUUUUGUGUUUCUCCUCCCCCAGAAUGAAGUCUUUAUGGAACGUAACGUAAAUGAACAUGAGCUACUGUAUUGAGGAUUGAGUUAUAGUACGUGUGUGCGUUGUAACUUGUGAUUUUGACUACUUUGGAGCUCUAUGCAAUAUUGGAUGAAAGAUUAAUAUACAUUUGUUUUUUUAAUGCGAGCUAGACUGUUGAAUAGACCUGAAGUAUUACGUGGGAAUCUGAAUAUUGUUGAAUCUGAAUGGGUUUGGCCCAUUGGUUUUAUUUACCUAAACGCAGGGUAAGAUUUUUUAUUUUUUGCCAUUAUUGUAUAUUGUGUUGUUUUUUGUAUGUUUUGUGGAAGUGCUCUUAACAGUGGCAAUGAUAUUUAGCCCUACUAUACAUACAUACCUGGGAGGACUGAGCUACUGUAACUGAACAAGAACAAGCUUCUCAUGUGGUUCAUUUUAGGCAUGGAACAGCCGAUCCAUUUGAGAAUUGAGUCUGAACUACCUCACACUGAUGCCAUACAGCUCACCUUUUAGAAGUAUUACUGUAACAUUUAUUUAUUUUAUUAAGAUAUGCGUGUCAUGUGAUGUGUUAGAAAUAUUUAAGUGUCUAUAGAGUUUAUAAGUGAAUUUGUUAGAAUGUUCUGGAUGUAUAUGUGCAUUCAACGAGUGAGCGUUCUUGUUACGUCUAUGCUGUUAUGUGUGUGUGUUCUUCAGCUUAUGUACUCAAAGCUGAAAAAUUAAUCACCUUAUUUCACACUUGACAUCUAAUUGAAAGGAUUUGGAAGGA
Messenger RNA from Xyrauchen texanus (razorback sucker), 5034 nucleotides. RefSeq names its product mitogen-activated protein kinase 8B. The coding region runs from base 193 to 1476 and encodes 427 amino acids. Gene Ontology annotation, molecular function: JUN kinase activity; ATP binding. Lineage: Eukaryota; Metazoa; Chordata; Actinopteri; Cypriniformes; Catostomidae. Gene Ontology annotation, biological process: protein phosphorylation; JNK cascade. The record is from RefSeq and is a predicted model, not a curated record. The transcript has 12 exons. Gene Ontology annotation, cellular component: cytoplasm; nucleus.